AUGCAUUCAUUAAUUACAGAAGAAUUUGCUCAACUUGAAAGAAAGCAGAAUUGUGAUAAGUGUCAUGAGAAGAAAAGGGCCUGUAAGGGAAAUACUAUUCCUUGCAAUGGUUGUGAAAAACUGGGGGUCCCUUGUACUUUUUUAAGGCCCAAACUCAAAGUUGGACGUCCCAAGUCUAAACAGAUUUUGCAAUUUGAUGGAAUUAGCACUCAUAUGAGAAAGAGGAAGUAUAGCAGAAAAGGAUGUUAUACAUGUAAAAUGAAAAAGCGGAAAUGUGAUGAGAUCUUCCCUCAAUGUGGAUCUUGCCAAAGAUUAAAUAUUGAAUGCAAAAGACCUGGCAUGGAUAAUUUUCCCCAAGCUCAAGUUAAUCGAACGAUCUCAGAUGACUCGAUAGAAUCUUCUUGGGAAAUGCUGCUAGAUUAUGAUAGCUUGUUACCUUUGAUGGACUCUACCUCGGGUCAAUCUUUUAAUAGAAGGGAUAAGAUGAUGUUAAGCUGUUUGAUGAAAUCACCCCCAUCUAUAUCACUGGCUUCUCAACCCCUUGAUCCAAUCACCUGUCCCUCGGUUCAUGGAAUGAAAAAUAUGUCACCUUGUAUGAGUGAUCUGUCCGAAGAAUUGGACUCUAAGCAUUAUGAAGAGACUAGAAUAAACUUAAUUCGGGUUUGUGAAACUAAUAAUAAUUGCUUACCAUGGAAAGAAGUUGAACUUUUAAAAUAUUUUAUUAGGAAUGUUUCUUUCCUUCUCUUUGUUGAUAAAACAACCGAUAAAUUCCUUUCCACUGUAAUUCCACUUUGUUUAGAGGAUCAUAGAGUUAGAUACCCUGUAAUUGCCAUUGCAGCCUCGAAUAAAGCAAACAGCUAUGAUUUUAGUAACGAAAGCAAAAGAGAUAAAGUCUUUUAUAGAGCAAAAGCUCAAGCUAACAUAAUUUUAGAAUCAGCCGACUCAGGCUCUCAAAAUUUAUUGCUUGGUAUAUUACUAGUAUGUGUUUUGGAGAUUCUUGAAGGAGAUUCAUUGUUUUGGAGUAUAGCUUUAGAAAAAGCCACUCAGUUUAUACAACUUAACGAGGGUUUUGGUGCAUUAUCUAGAGCAUCACCCUUAAUAUUUCAACUAUUCUGUUACCUUGAUAUGAUUUCUAGUUUGAGCACUUGCUCGAUUCCUCAUGCCAAUACUUUGCAAAAUAGUUCGAAUCAGCUAGCCUGGUUUGAGGAUGAUCAAAUUUCCAACUCAUUUAAAAGUAAGUUUGGAUUUAAGUUUGGUAUUGCCGGUGAGCUACUAAAGAUUAUUGGUAAUAUUUCUACCUUAUCAAGUAUGAGAGAAGCCAGGUAUACUUCAGUCGAAAAAGAUAAGCAGUUUAACCUGUUGGCGAACAUAAUAGAAAUGAAGUUACAAAUCUGGACACCACCCAUGGGGAGAUUGGCAAACGAAAUCGAAACUGAUAAAGACUCAAGUUUAGUUCUUUCUUCUUUCACCUUGGCUUUCCAAUGGGCGGCUUUCUUACGACUUCAUCAGGUUAGGUAUGGUUAUGAUAGAAGAAACUCGCGUAUUGAAGCAUGUGUUUCAAUUAUUUUACGGUCAAUUAAAGUUAUUGAUAUGAACUCUGAUCUUGAAUUACUGAUGAUGUUUCCAUUGGUGAUGGCGGGGUCCGUUGCGGUUGAACAAGAAGACAGAGACUAUAUAAUGACCAGAAUUCAAAACAUAAAGCAUCGCUUGAGAUUUAAUUAUAUUUCAGAGUUUGAGAAAUUGCUUUUACAAGUUUGGAGCAGUGACAAGACCGAGGGAGAUUCGGUAAAUUGGGCAAAGAUAAGAUUCUUCCAAUUUCCUGGUCUUGUAAUGUUCUGACUUGUAAUCUGAAAAGCAUCGGACAUUCUGCUUGAUAAUCUCUCUUUCUAUGAACACUUCCCUUUAAUAUAUACGUAUAAGCUUAAAAGUCGGC
Molecule: messenger RNA, 1933 nt
Organism: Hyphopichia burtonii NRRL Y-1933
Lineage: Eukaryota; Fungi; Ascomycota; Pichiomycetes; Serinales; Debaryomycetaceae
Exons: 2
Coding region: 1-1839 (612 amino acids)
Biological process (GO): positive regulation of transcription by RNA polymerase II
Cellular component (GO): nucleus
Molecular function (GO): transcription cis-regulatory region binding; zinc ion binding; DNA-binding transcription factor activity, RNA polymerase II-specific
Source: RefSeq, a predicted model, not a curated record